This is a messenger RNA of Cannabis sativa, 2918 nucleotides long. RefSeq names its product E3 ubiquitin-protein ligase WAV3. Gene Ontology annotation, molecular function: cullin family protein binding; ubiquitin protein ligase activity; zinc ion binding. NCBI's taxonomy places the organism in Eukaryota, Viridiplantae, Streptophyta, Magnoliopsida, Rosales, Cannabaceae. Gene Ontology annotation, cellular component: anaphase-promoting complex. The record is from RefSeq and is a predicted model, not a curated record. The transcript is spliced from 2 exons. Gene Ontology annotation, biological process: anaphase-promoting complex-dependent catabolic process. Bases 642 to 2552 code for a protein of 636 amino acids.
CCAUGUUUAGAUUCUUAGAUUUUUGAUCUGAUUAUACUUUUUCUUUAGUAUUCCUUUUCCUGUCUACAAAGUAAAAAUUGAUUCAUUUUACUGAUAUAGAAUAUGUUUAUUCUUUACAUUGUUAUUACUAAUGUUUUAUUUUACUUUUGCUCAUUGUGUCUGUUCUGUUCAUGUGGGGUAUUGAUGAAUAAGAUGAGAGAGAGAGAGAGAGAAUGUGAUCAUACCUUGUGUGUAAGAAUUAUCUUGGGUUAUUGCUUUCAUGCUGUUUUCAGCUGAAGGCUGUUGUGUGGGGGAGAGUUAAAGUGGACUUGUUCAUUUGGGGGACCAUAUUGUCCUUUGGCUCAUUAGAAAAGUUUAUACAUUACCACUGUACCUUUCCUUUUCAUUGUUCUCUUUGAAAGGAGAGAGUGUUUUGUCUGGUCAGCACAAUUGCCCUUGUUCCAUCUCUCUCUUUCUCUCUCUCUCUCUCUCUCUCCUUUUGAUGAUAAAAUUUAGAAAAGCCUGUGUGUAUGGAUAGUUGAUUGUGAGCUUUCUUACUUAGCUCUAUAACAAUACAAGAAAGGAAAAGAAGCAAAAUUUGUUAGGAGAAAGAAGUCAAUCAGUCAUGGGGCAAGAGGACCUGUGCAAUAUGUCUGGGCACCAUGAAACCUGGUCAGGGCCAUGCCAUUUUCACUGCAGAAUGCUCACAUUCAUUUCACUUCCACUGCAUUACCUCGAAUGUAAAACACGGGAACCAAAUAUGUCCAGUUUGUCGGGCUAAAUGGAAAGAAGUGCCCUUUCAGAACCCUUCUACUCUAUCCAAUGGACCAUCUAGAAUUAACCCAGCUCCCUGGCCUCAAGAUGAUCCAUGGAUGACUGUUGUACGACGUCUUCCUUCUGUAAGGAUGGAUACACCCCGACAGAUUGCUUCACUGUUCCAUGCUCCCGAGCCAGUCGUUUUUGAAGAUGAUGAAGUAUUAGAUCAACAACCCGAGAUUAAUGACAGAGUAACAUCUAAUGUAGAUGCUGUUGUUGCUGUUGCUAAUAACAAUCGAAAUCAUACUGUAGAAGUCAAGACAUAUCCUGAGGUUUUAGCUGUUCCAAGAUUAUCUCCUCACAAUAACUUCACUGUGUUGAUUCACCUUAAGGCUCCUCUUAUUUCAAGCCCGAAUAGUGGUAAUCCAAUGGAAAUGCCUCCUCCGACAUCUCAAGAUCCUCGUGCUCCAGUUGACCUAGUCACGGUGCUUGAUGUUAGUGGCAGCAUGGCUGGAACCAAGCUUGCUUUGUUGAAACGAGCUAUGGGAUUUGUUGUGCAGAAUCUCGGCCCCUCUGACCGACUUUCUGUCAUUGCUUUCUCCUCAACAGCUCGUCGUCUCUUUCCUCUUCGUCGUAUGACUGAAAGUGGAAGGCAGCAGGCAUUACAAGCUGUUAAUUCUUUAGUUUCAAAUGGUGGGACAAAUAUCGCUGAAGCCCUUAGAAAAGGUGCCAAAGUGCUUGUAGAUCGCAAGUGUAAGAACCCGGUUUGCAGUAUCAUACUACUCUCUGAUGGCCAAGAUACAUAUACUGUCAGUGGUCCCAUUGGGAACAAUCAGCGGUCAAACUAUCAGUCUCUUCUUCCCAUCUCGAUUCAUCGAAACAAUGGUGCUGGCUUGCAGGUUCCAGUUCACGCGUUUGGAUUUGGUUCUGAUCACGAUGCUUCCUCGAUGCACACGAUCUCUGAGAAUUCUGGAGGAACAUUUUCGUUCAUAGAAGCUGAGAGCGUGAUUCAAGACGCAUUUGCACAAUGCAUUGGUGGGCUGCUGAGUGUGGUAGUACAAGAGCUUCGGGUUGAAGUUGAAUGUGUUCAUCCUCAUUCCCGAUUAAGUUCUAUAAAAGGCGGUAGUUAUCAGACAACAAUAGUGGCUGAUGCAAGAACUGGUUCCAUCAAAGUUGGAGACUUGUAUGCUGAAGAAGAAAGGGAUUUUCUAGUGUCACUGAAUGUACCAGUCGAAGAAUCUUCAGAGACUUCAUUGCUAACAGUAAGAUGUAUUUACAAAGAUCCAAUCACCAAAGAAAUGGUUUCACAAGAAGCUAAUAACUUGAAGAUCCAAAGACCAGAAGUGGCCAGACAACAGCUAGUUUCAAUUGAAGUAGACAGGCAGAGGAAUAGGGUGCGAGCUGCAGAGGCAAUGGCCGAGGCUAGAGCUGCAGCCGAGAAUGGUGAUUUAACUGCUGCAGUCUCGGUCCUUGAGAGCUGUCGUAGAGCUUUAUCCGAAACUGUCUCUAUGCAAACAGGUGACCGGUUAUGUGUAGCACUUUGUGCUGAACUAAAAGAGAUGCAAGAAAGAAUGGCGAAUCGUCGUGUGUACGAGGAAUCAGGACGAGCAUACGUGUUAUCAGGAUUAAGCUCACACUCAUGGCAAAGGGCAACAGCAAGAGGGGAUUCAACAGACAGUACAAGCCUUGUUCAAAGUUACCAAACCCCAUCUAUGACAGACAUGGUAAACCGGUCUCAAACCAUGGUUUUCGGUAACCCUCCUCAUAGAAGCCUACAGCCUACUCAUUCAUUUCCAAGCCGAACUCGGCCAAGGUAAAAUCAAAGAAGCUGUCUUUUUGAAAAGAGAAAAAAAAAAACAACUACUCAAACCUUAAUUCAAUUACAUUCCUAUAUCAAAUAUAGAUGGACCAUUUAGUUUCCUUAAAAUGUUAAAUUUUUGUUGUGGUAUUUUGGAAAGUUUGGGGGGGUAUAAGAGGAGAGAUAGAGAGAGUUUUGGUAUAUUUGUCCUUGUUUUUGGUAAUGUAUAUGAAUAAGAAAUUGUUGGGAAAACAAAGGUGAAGAUAAUUGGGGUGUGGUGGUAGUAAACAAUUGUGCAAAAGGAAGAGAAAUUGUUAUUUUGGAUUUUGUACAGAAACCAACUAUUUAUUUUUCUUUAUUUAUUUCUUUCUUAGUAUUGUUAUUA